Miniopterus natalensis is the source of this 5034-nucleotide messenger RNA. RefSeq names its product sprouty related EVH1 domain containing 1 (gene SPRED1). Gene Ontology annotation, cellular component: membrane. Gene Ontology annotation, molecular function: protein kinase binding. The record is from RefSeq and is a predicted model, not a curated record. NCBI's taxonomy places the organism in Eukaryota, Metazoa, Chordata, Mammalia, Chiroptera, Miniopteridae. Gene Ontology annotation, biological process: negative regulation of MAPK cascade; multicellular organism development.
CAUCCCUGAGGGAAGCGCCGCCUCUGCUCCGGGCUUCUCCGCCCGCUCGCCCGCUCCUUCCCGGCCGGACCCCGCCGCACUCCACCCCGGCGGCGGGAGGAGCAGCUCUCCAGUCAGCCUUUGCAGCCCCCCGUCCUUUUUUCUCUUCCACGCACCCUCCCGGGCCUCCUCUCAUCUCUUGGCUGGGCGCAGAGACCAGGAAAGAGGCUGGGGUCGCCACGGCAGAGGUUGUUGCCGCCACCCCCCUGCGGGGGUGGCCGGGGUUCCCGGCUGGGGGGGCACCGUUCCGGGUGAGGCAUCCACCAUGGUGAGGCCCCUGAGCCACUGCCCCCGCGCCCCCCCGGCCAUCGCUGCCUCCUGCCCCUCGGUGCUGCUGCUGCUCCUCCUGCUGUUGCUCCUCCAUCUCCAGAUCGGAUCACGGUGAGGGAAAGAUGAGCGAGGAGACGGCGACUUCUGACAACGAUAAUAGUUAUGCACGAGUGCGAGCUGUGGUGAUGACCCGGGAUGACUCAAGUGGUGGAUGGUUACCACUUGGAGGGAGUGGACUGAGCUGCGUCACUGUCUUCAAAGUCUCUCACCAGGAAGAGAAUGGCUGUGCUGACUUUUUUAUCCGUGGAGAGCGACUCAGGGACAAAAUGGUGGUUUUGGAAUGUAUGCUUAAAAAGGACCUCAUUUACAAUAAGGUCACUCCAACAUUUCACCACUGGAAGAUUGAGGACAAGAAAUUUGGCCUUACCUUUCAAAGUCCUGCUGAUGCUAGGGCUUUUGAUAGAGGUAUUCGAAGAGCUAUAGAGGAUAUUUCUCAAGGAUGCCCAGCAUUAAAAAAUGAAACUGAAGGAGCAGAAGAUGACUUACAAGCAACUGCUGAAGAGAAUACUCCCAGUUCUCUGGUGAAAGAUCAUCUUUUCCAUCAAGAGACAGUUGUUACCAGUGAGCCUUAUAGAAGCUCAAGACCUUCUCCCUUUGAAGAUCUGAAUGCCAGAAGAGUCUACUUGCAAAGCCAAGCCAAUCAGAUAACAUUCAGUCAUCCAAGCCUAGACAUUCCAGGCAGAAGUAUAGAAUAUGCACAGCGGCAGAUAUCCAAGGAAUGUGGAGGCCUAAAGUCCCAAAAUAAGGUCCCUUUGAAAUCAAUCCGACACGUCAGCUUUCAAGAUGAGGAUGAGAUCGUCAGAAUAAACCCACGAGACAUCUUAAUACGUCGCUAUGCAGACUACAGACAUCCUGACAUGUGGAAAAAUGACUUGGAGAGAGAUGAUAAUGACUCCAGUAUUCAGUUUUCUAAACCAGACAGUAAAAAAUCAGACUAUCUGUACUCUUGUGGAGAUGAGACUAAGUUAAGUUCACUCAAAGACUCUGAGGAAUUCAAGACACAGCCUUCCUCAUUAAAAUUUAAAAAGUCAAAACGAAGGAAAGAAGAUGGUGAACGUUCUCGCUGCGUAUACUGCCAGGAGAGGUUUAAUCAUGAAGAAAAUGGCAGGGGGAAGUGCCAGGAUGCUCCAGACCCCAUUAAGAGAUGCAUAUAUCAAGUUAGUUGCAUGCUCUGUGCCGAGAGCAUGUUGUAUCAUUGUAUGUCGGACUCAGAGGGAGAUUUUUCUGAUCCCUGUUCAUGUGACACUAGCGAUGACAAGUUCUGCUUGCGAUGGUUAGCGCUGGUAGCUCUGUCGUUCAUUGUGCCGUGUAUGUGCUGCUACGUCCCUCUGAGAAUGUGCCACCGCUGUGGGGAGGCGUGUGGGUGUUGUGGUGGGAAACACAAAGCUGCUGGAUGAAAGGGUCCAGUGCCGGGAUGAGUUUGUAAUCUUUGUUUCCAGGAAUGAGCUAACUUGGAUUUGUGGAAGCUUUCGGCAAGCAACAUGAAAUCUUGCCUGGGGUCGUAGGGGCCACUCGUGGAGGAGGCAGAACUCCUCAGUUCUUGGCGUCUCACGGAUGCCCGCCAUGCCUAACUUUUCCCUUGAGCGCAUGGCUUGUUUUGUUACAGGUUGUAAAGCAUAUUUGCGAAAGGAAACCAUUUCUGGUUAUCGGCUAUAAAAAGUGAACCUAAAACAUGAUCCAACUAAAAGGGAUUAAUUUUUGGCAUUUUUGUAUAUUUAUGUAUUAGGUGAUGGGACUUUUAAAGGUUUGAAUUCAUUAGGACAUGAACUAAAAGUGCACUAGGGGACAACUGAUUUCAGUCUAAGAAAAGUUAACACUUGGACAUUAUAAGAAGUUAAACAAGUGCAACUAAAUCAUUUAUUGUUUUUUGAAAGCGGUUUUAUGUAUAAAUAACAAAUGUUUAUAUUUAACUAAAUAUAGGGUACGAAUUAUGACAUAUUAAACUUUUCUUCCCCUUCCUAGUUCUGAAGUAGAUGUGCAUAUAUCUACUGUCACAUUCCAUUAUAUUUUGAAUAUUUUACUCAUCUAGUUAAUACAACGUUUUUAUUCCAUGUGAAUGAUUUGAUAUUUCCAUCAUUUCCCUUUGGCUACGGUUUAUAUUGAGUUAUAUCUGUACAUUCUGGUAAUCUAAAAUUCUUAAAAAUAUUCUAAUAGCCUUGAGUGACCAACUUUUUUUUAAAGCACAGAUGUAAUUGUCUAGUGUUCUGAUGGGAACGUAACACUUAUUUUUAUAUAAAAAGAGACUGAGUAAACAGAGAAAAAAAUGAGGUUUGGGGAUUGUUGUUUUGUUUUUUGUGGUAUUCAACCAGCAAGUUGUUUUCUUUCAGAGUUUCCUCCUUCAAGAAAAUUAUAUUGCAUUUACAAAUAUUUUACAAGGCAAAAAAGUGUAACUGGAUAAUUAAUGUCAAAGUUUCCUCCUGAGAUCUCCAUUUAUCAUUUUGCUAACCCAGAAUUUGUUCAGCUGUGUUACUAAUUUUUUUUAGCUUAAUACUCAGUGCUCAUUAUUCAUGUAACAACAAUAGCUUUUUUCAGUUGCAUUUUAUUUUACUGUAUUUAAACCGGCCAGAAGCAAGAUUAUUUUAUGUUAAAGUGUGUGCUAAACUAUCCCAGGGAAGUAUUUAAUCCAACAUUGUGAAUGAAAUAUCUUGUACAUAAAAAUUUAUUUCUUUUGCAGAGCAUUGUAUUACUGGAUUUUUUUUUUUUUUUACAAAGUCGUUGGAUAAAUGUUCCAACAAAUUAUUUAAAGUACUUUGGGAUCAAAUUGUCUUAAUUUUUUUAAGUGUUACAUUCAAACUCUAAUCAAGGAAGAGGUUCUUUAAGAACAUUCCCUUAGAGGGAUAAAGUUGAGAAGCGUGCCUUUUUUUCAAUGGCUUGAAGUUUCAGAAGUGAUAAACAUUAAACUCACACUACCAUUUGAAGCUAAUUUUCUAUGCAGGUUUUUAAAUGUCAUUUAUGUGUCAUUCUUUUUAUGUUCACACUUAAGCUUGUGUUAGCUGUCUUCUUUUGCCCCAGAUCAAACUGAACAAUGUAUAUAACACUACCUGUCUGUAAAAUACUUUUUUUUAAGAAAGCAUUUUAUAUUUAUAUGACAGCUUGAACUGACAACAUUGUGUAUAUAGAUCAUCUUGAAGUAUUAUUUCACAUUGAAAAGAAGAAAUAUAUUGAUAACUAUAGAUGUUAUGAAGAAGAGGUUAUUUCUAGUUUUGUACUAAAAAUCAAUUGGAUGCACUAAAUCCAAACGUGACACUGUAGCAGCAGUUUUAAGUCUUAUUUUUACUGUUUAUAUAUUUGGACGCUGCUACACCAGAUGAUCUUCAUCCCUGAAGUUUUCAGCUAAACUUGGUUACCUAGAAUAGACUGUUAACUUUCAAAAUUACUUUUUAUUGGUGGAAUGGGAAUAUUGGUUUUCCUUGUGAAUAAAUUUUCAUAUUUGUAAGUGCAGAGUUUAUAAUUCAGGUUUGAGCAAGGUGUGAAUAACUGAAGAAAAUAACUUGCUGGCUAUUAUAUAGGAAAAUGCUGUGGAAACGAACUGUGUAUAUACUUCUGGGAAGAACAAAUAUAAUCAUUUCUUCUGUUGAGCACUAAUCAGUAUAGUGCAACUCCUGGUUCUGUACUGUAUUUUAUAUGCAACAUAUAUGCUUUAAUAUUUUAAUGUUUGUGCAUUAAUAUUUUCAAAUUGUUUUAACCACUUUGCUGCUAAGAUUUUGCCAUCCCAUCCCCGUUUUUUCCUUUACAAUUUUAAACAAGUUUCUUCAUUAAAAAUCAUGGUGAUAAAACGGUUUUUAUUUCACCUUGGAUCUUUAUAGUUAACACACCCAGUUUCCAAAUUGGUCUAGAAGACUAACUAGUAAUAUAAUGUUACCUGAAUCCCUAUGUGGAAAAUUUCUCUUGCGUAAAUCAGAAUUCUUACAUGAAAACUAACGGGUGAUUUAAAUUUCUUGUUCUUCAAUGUGUGGAGGCGCGUGCAGGGCGUUUCCUCGUUCUGCAUGCAGGUUGAACGCUGCCAGCUGCCUUUUCUUCUAGGUCCCUUCUCUUUUUAAUCUGGUGGUGUAAGCAAAUGGCGAAACAGAGCCGCUUAAGUAAUAGUGCACACUGAGAAGGAAACCACCUAGAUGGCAUGAUGAGAAAGACUGGUCUGAUGGCUUGUUGUGUUCAGACCUGAUCAUUUGGAAAUGAUUUUUCUCCAGCCUUGAAGGUGGGGGGCUGGUGAGGGACGAACUCAUUUGGUUUCUGAGGAAAUACGAGGUGUGGGACUUCAGCGCCACCUACUGGCUGACUUACAGCCAGAGACGGAAGGUGGCGGUUGGGGUCUCACCAGGUCCCUCACUAUUAUCAGGAAAGGGCUCUGUGGGGGGUGGCCACCUCCACAUGGAGAAAGCAGGAAUAAAGUAUCUCAGACUGUAAAAGGAGUAUUUUCCCUAAUGUGUCUUACUGGUUGCUGGAAGACUUUAAGCACUUUUUUCUCAUAUAUCCUGUAUUAAAAUAUUUAUUGAUACUUGGAACUGGCAAUCAAACUUAAUUAAUGGCUGUGCCGAAGCAUUUAUAGAACCGAUUCCUUUAACUUGCUAAAGCCAUUACCAAGAUGGUAUUCUUACUUUUCCUCCCAUUGCUAGUCAGGGAGAAUUUUUAAAGAAAAUAAACAUCACCUAUAUUACAUGAAGACAA